Molecule: messenger RNA, 1707 nt
Organism: Anisakis simplex (herring worm)
Lineage: Eukaryota; Metazoa; Nematoda; Chromadorea; Rhabditida; Anisakidae
Source: the annotation of a GenBank genome assembly
AUGGAAUCAGCCUCUAAAAAGAACAGCGCCACAAAGAAGGCGGCGCCAUUGCGUGUGAUCAUCAAUGUUUUGGAUAUUUUCAUUGAUUCCAUUCGUCAUCCUACCGUUGAACCAAUUAUAUUCCUCGUUUAUUUGGGUUGGAUAUUCAGUGAAACUUUACAAUCGCCAGCUUUUUAUAGACGAGUUUGUGAAUUAUAUUUCGGUGGUAUUGCCAGUUGUUCGCCAAUCCUUAAUGCAACCGUCGAAGAUGAAGUUCAGAUGCACGCGGCUGAAUGGUCACUUUUCACCAACCUCGCAUAUCUUCUGCCAGCUAUAUUCGUUGACAUUCUUUUAGGCGCAUACGCUGAUCGGAAUGGUCGUAAAGUGAAUAUAUUGAUUGGUUUAAUGGGCAUCACAAUAUCUCAAAUCGGAUUCAUGCUACUUUUCACGCAGUCCAUUCAGAUGCCGCUGUGGUCGAUGAUCAUUUUCUUUGCCGCUUCGGGUACAACUGGUUACAUGUCAAUGAUUCCCGUUUCUUGUAAUGCAUAUUUGGCCGACAUAACGGACGAUAACGACAAGCUGAUGAUUCGUUCGGGUAUUUUCACGGUUUUCCAAUCGAUUGCAUCGGUAAUCGGCGCCACUGUCGCUGCGGCUCUCAGUUGGUUAUCAGUUACGCUGUCCAUCUACAUCGAACUAGGCUUAUUCGCCGUAACGAUUUUAUAUGUGUUCUGGAAGAUACCGCAAAAACCUGCAGUUGGACAUGGCAUCUCCGCAGAGGCAAAUAAAAAAAAUUGUCUGGUCGAAGCCGUCGAUUUGCUCAAAGAAGGUUUAAAAUCGUAUAGACGCAAACGACCAGGACAUCGAAGGGCGUUCAUAUUCAUAACGGUCACAGCACUUAUGGUAUUAUUAUUGACAGUUACGUGUUUCGAAGGACCGAUCGUGGAUCAUUGCAAUGGACUCAACGAGAGCUUGGCUAUUGGAAUGGGAGUGGUUUCUCGAUAUGUACGCGUUUCUUCAGUUGAUCCAUUUGAUUUGCUCGUUGAUCUCACUUUGAUUAUUGGAACAUUGAUCGGUAUGUAUUUGUUCAAGCAAGUGCUGCGAUGUCGUCAAACAACAGUGAUACUAAUCGCAAUAGCCUCAAGUACACUACGAGCACUUGUCAUUGCAUUAGCAACACAAUCGUGGCACAUGUAUCUGGCGAACGCUAUUGGAUUGUUUGCUGCACUCAUUCAACCAGCCGUCGUUUCGUUCAUCGCACAGUUGGUACCACUCGAAGAAAUCGGUCGAAUAUUCUCGCUGUUUGGUAUUGGAUGCGAUUUGACGUUUAUGGUGGCCACGCUGAUCUAUUCGAAUAUAUAUCGUCUGACUGAGCAGUGGCUACCUGGAUUUCUUUUCUUCUUUAUUGCUGGAGUGCAGCUGAUCAUUUGGCUGGCAAUGCUUUGGGUGCAUAUUAAAAGUAUUUUGGAAGGAGUUGGAGAGCGAAACUCGCAGGUGGAUGAUAUCAGAAAGACCAUAUCAAUGAUCGGCAUUGAAAACUACCAAUCGAAUGGUGUCGACGAAUCAAACGUUUCGAAAAGUGCUCGUGAGCCAAACAAGAAAAUCUCCAUUUAUGAGCAUGCACUGGAGCGAGUCGAAAAGUUGAAACAAGAGCAAAAUGGUCGUAAUGCGGGGGACUUUUUUGACGGUUAUGAAGCACCAGCCAGAUACGUACAGGGAUCGUUUUAUUGA